AUGUCAAACGAAACCAGCACGCCCGCCCCAGCCCACGAGCCCCCGUCUCUCCCCAGCUCGCCCCUGCCAAAGCGCACCAAAGUCAUUGAUCCAGCGCCGUUCAACCAGGCCUCCACGCUGCCGCGCAACGACGACUCAGGCACCGCGACUCCAACCCCACUGGCGAGCUCCAACAUGGCCGCCUUGCAGCCUCCCGCGCCAAUUGCGCCCUCGAUCGCGGCUGGAGCUGCAGCAGAGCAAGCUCUGCAAGUUCUCCUGCUGAGCGAGAAUGCAAAGGCGCCUACGAAGGGCAGCAAAUUUGCGGCGGGACACGACCUUUACAGUGCAAAGGACCUCGUCAUCCCGGCAAGGGGGAGGGCCAUUGUGCCCACAGAUAUCAGCAUCUCAGUGCCUGUUGGGACAUAUGGUCGCGUAGCACCGCGCUCCGGACUCGCUGCCAAGCACGGCAUCGACACAAUGGCCGGCGUAAUCGACGCAGAUUACAGAGGAGCCGUUGGCGUCAUCCUAGCGAAUCUGUCAGACGCCGACUUCGAGGUCAAGAUUGGCGACAGGAUCGCGCAAUUGAUCGUUGAGAAGAUCGCGAUGCCCGAGGUCGUCGUUGUGCAGAAACUGGACGAGAGCGUGCGCGGCGCUGGUGGGUUCGGCAGCACAGGCGGAUUCGGCGCGGGCGCUGCACAAGGUGCGUAG
Molecule: messenger RNA, 687 nt
Organism: Didymella exigua CBS 183.55
Lineage: Eukaryota; Fungi; Ascomycota; Dothideomycetes; Pleosporales; Didymellaceae
Product: dUTP diphosphatase
Exons: 3
Coding region: 1-687 (228 amino acids)
Biological process (GO): dUTP catabolic process; dUMP biosynthetic process
Molecular function (GO): magnesium ion binding; dUTP diphosphatase activity
Source: RefSeq, a predicted model, not a curated record